AUGGCCGAAGCUUUUGGGAUCGCGGCCGGCGCGGUCAAUAUCGUUAGUUUGCUGGAACAGAUAAUUGAAUCGAUAUCUAAGUUGAAGGCCCUCCGGGCGUUCAUGAAGACAGCACCUGAAGACCUCCAGAAUCUCAUCGAGGAGAUAGAAAUUAUUCAAGCGGUGCUAUUGACACUGAGAGCCGAAGGGCUCACGUUCCUCAACCUUCCGUCCAUCGAGAGUCGUCUACAGGCGUUCCACAGAGAUCUCCAAGCAUUGAUGUUGGAAAUCUCCGCAUGCAGAGACACCGCCACGAAGGGACGAGUCGGAAUAUUGAAACUUGUUUUGAAGAAGGAAACGCUUCGUAUGCACAGGCAGAAUCUUGAUAGCUUCAAGAGCACCCUCUUACUGCUUCAGCAGGCUUACUGCAGUGUCUCUUUAUAUGAGAUGAACUCAAGAAUCAGCAUGCAGAGCUCCGCACCGCAAGAUGGAACUACCGAGUUAGCUGAGUGCAAGACAAAUACGAGCUAUCAGAUAAACACUCAAAGACGCAAGAGACAAGACCUCGGUCAAAGAGUACUGCGUUUUCGCACGCCGCUGUUCUUCGUCGAUAAGAUGUGGACCAUAGGCAGUAGUCACAUCUUAUCUGGCUGGAAGUUCACCUUCCAAGUUAACAAUGUUAUACCAGAUGAUGCACCAGUCGUACAGCACUGUAAGAAUGGCGACGUCGGAGAAGUUCAGAGACUGUUAUCAGAGGGCCUCGCCUCUCCCUUUGACUGCAAAGCUAAUGGGAGAAGCCUCCUACAUAUUGCUGUUUCCCAAGGGCGCAUUGACAUGUGCCGCUUACUUUUGGAUGUCGGGGCUGACUUGAACCAUACGGACAACCAGGGACUCACCUGUUGUCAGUAUCUAGAUUAUUAUAUAGCAUGGGGUGGUAUUGAACUAGACAAAAUUUCUCUGGCAUCCGAUCUAUAUCGACUAUGCAUUGGCGAGAUCGAUAACGAAUUGCUCGCCAAUGAUGAACAACGAGAAUGGGACGAUGGAAGAACGUCUCCUUACUGGGAGACCGUUGGAUUUGGCGGUCCACCUGAAGUCCUCACCAUGAUAAAUAGCCGUUGUUUCGAACGGUACUCAGAGCUACCCCUCGACGUACGAUUCAACCGAGCAAUAAGGCUCAACACUUUCAUGAAUCAUUUUCCGAACCCUGCGGUAAUCCGAAUAGCGAUGGGUGGCGGCGACCAUAUCGACCCAGCUGCCUUUAUUCUAGAUGACCGCGGGGAGACUCUUCUGCACAAGAUAGCAGAAGGCAUGGCGACCGAUAUCUCAGCAAAAAGAUCGGAUAAAAUAGCUGAAUGGCGCCGACUUCUGGCUGAAGCAACAUCCGCGGGCUCAGAUCUGAACAAAGUAGCCAACUUUGCUUAUCGGCCGCGACGAAGUCCUCUACUUGGUUUCCUAUUCAAUUUUGUUCCAUUCGAUUGUAAAGGCUAUUGGCGCCAACCGAAAAACUUCACCCACAUUUUGCGCUUGUGGAUAGUAGAGCUGAAGCUUACCGGCAUUGACCUGGAGACAUAUGGAGAGAAGGAAUUAGCCUUAUACACAUCUCACGCAGUCUUUCCCAGUCUUCCUAUAUGGCUUGAUUGUGAUAAGUUUCCUGGGCAAUACCGAUCGGUGAACCAACGUCGUGAAGGGCUUUGGGCUCGUAUACUAUAUCUGGAGUACGGCCCCGAGCCCGAAGACUGGCAUAUCUAUGUAACGAAUCCAGUGGACGAGCUUGUGGGGGAGUUCUGGGAGUCUAUCCAGAGGAGCUUGGAGGUGAUGCCUGGGACCUGGGUUGAUUAG
This is a messenger RNA of Aspergillus mulundensis, 1818 nucleotides long. Its product is annotated as ankyrin repeat domain-containing protein. NCBI's taxonomy places the organism in Eukaryota, Fungi, Ascomycota, Eurotiomycetes, Eurotiales, Aspergillaceae. The record is from RefSeq and is a predicted model, not a curated record. Gene Ontology annotation, molecular function: protein binding. The transcript has 5 exons. Bases 1 to 1818 code for a protein of 605 amino acids.